CUUUCUUGCAUUUGUCUUUAAACCUCCCCAGGAGGCGGUACGUUGCACCUUUGGGUUGGUUGUCCUUACUGUUAUGUUCUCAAGAUGGCAACUGUCAAGGAGCAGCUUAUUGCAAAUUUAGCUGCAGAAGAUAAAGUCUCUCAGAGAAAGAUCACUGUUAUUGGAGUGGGUGCUGUAGGCAUGGCUUGUGCGAUAAGUAUCUUACUGAAGGAUUUGACUGAUGAACUAGCCCUUAUAGACGUCUCAGAAGAAAAACUGAAGGGAGAAAUGAUGGAUCUCCAGCAUGGGAGUCUUUUCUUCAAUACCCGGAAGAUUGUCUCUGGAAAAGACUAUAGUGUGUCUGAAAACUCCAAAUUAGCUAUAGUCACAGCAGGUGCACGGCAGGAGGAAGGAGAAAGUCGUCUUGAUCUGGUCCAACGGAACGUGAAUAUCAUGAAAUCAAUCAUUCCUCCAUUAGUCCGCUAUAGUCCGGAAUGUAAGAUCAUUGUUGUUUCGAAUCCAGUGGAUAUUUUGACAUACGUUGUCUGGAAAUUAAGCGGCCUUCCGAAAACACGUGUAAUAGGAAGUGGUUGUAAUCUAGACUCUGCCCGUUUCCGUUACCUAAUUGGAGAGAAACUAGGUGUCCACCCCACCAGUUGCCAUGGCUGGAUCAUUGGAGAACAUGGUGAUUCUAGUGUACCUCUGUGGAGUGGGGUGAAUGUUGCUGGUGUUACCCUGAGGAGUCUAAACCCCAGCUUAGGAACUGAUUCAGACAAGGAACAGUGGAAAAUUAUCCAUAAACAAGUUGUUGACAGUGCCUAUGAGAUUAUCAAGCGGAAGGGGUACACCUCUUGGGCUAUUGGACUGUCUGUGGUAGACCUGGCUGCAUCAAUUUUUAAAAACCUUAGGAGAGUGCACCCAGUUUCCACUAUGGUGAAGGGCUUAUAUGGAAUAAAGGAAGAUGUCUUUCUUAGUGUCCCCUGUAUCUUGGGACAAAAUGGUGUCUCAGAUGUCGUGAAAAUUAACUUGACUUCUGAGGAGACAAUGCUUUUCAAGAAGAGUGCAGAUACGAUUUGGAAUAUUCAGAAGGAAUUGAAGUUUUAAAGCCCCUUUAAUGUUCCAGUAUUUUAAAGAACAGAAGAUAGAAGACUGUAUUUUACAUUUUGAAACCAUCAAAAAUAAACAACAUUGUAGCCUUUGACAUAAC
Molecule: messenger RNA, 1186 nt
Organism: Erinaceus europaeus (western European hedgehog)
Lineage: Eukaryota; Metazoa; Chordata; Mammalia; Eulipotyphla; Erinaceidae
Product: L-lactate dehydrogenase C chain
Exons: 8
Coding region: 85-1083 (332 amino acids)
Biological process (GO): carboxylic acid metabolic process
Cellular component (GO): cytoplasm
Molecular function (GO): L-lactate dehydrogenase (NAD+) activity
Source: RefSeq, a predicted model, not a curated record